GAGAGAGAGAGAGGGCGAAGCAGAAAAGAAAAGGGAAGGGCCAAGAGGGAAGAAAAGGCGAGACUUUGAAAUCUGGGUACGUCCCCUGCUCUCAUCCGCUUUGCCGCCUCUCUCUCUACCCCGCUCUCUUCUGCGCAUUGUGGAGCUGCCUUAAAUGGCGAGGAGGAGAUGGUAUUGACGAAGUACAAGAAAGUGCGAGAAACUUCUACAUCUGUCUGUUUCUUUCCAGGGUUCCAGUGAUGAAUGCUUGAUGGUGGCUGAGACUGAGAUCCAGCUCGAUCCACUACGAAUAAUGCAGUUAAUGGCGCUCCUCCUGUGCUCCACGUUCUUGGCUAAUCGUUGGUAGAAAUGCUUGUUAGAGUUCUUAUAUGUGUUCUUCCGUUGCACAUUCUGUGUAGGAGGCAUUUUCCCUUCCGUUACCCUUCUUGAUUUCCUAAAAGGUCCACAUUUGGUUCGGAAAAAGAAGGUUCGAUUUCCACUUGUGUUUGUAGGACUAACAUCGUUUUACUAUAAACGAGUUGCGAGAAGAUUGGAUGUGAAAUGGAGCAGUAUGAGGUAUUAGAGCAGAUAGGUAAAGGCGCUUUUGGGUCGGCUCUACUGGUGAAGCAUAAGGUCGAGAAUAAGAGGUAUGUCUUGAAAAAGAUACGCUUGGCACGUCAAACUAACAGGUCCCGUCGGUCUGCGCACUUGGAAAUGGAGCUAAUUUCAAAAGUAAGAAACCCAUUUAUUGUGGAGUACAAAGAUUCCUGGGUUGAAAAGGGUUGUUAUGUGAGCAUUGUUAUAGGUUAUUGCGAGGGAGGUGAUAUGGCUGAAGCCAUUAAGAAGGCCAGUGGACACCUUUUUCCUGAGGAGAAGCUAUCUAAGUGGCUUGUGCAGCUUCUUAUGGCUCUUGAUUACUUGCACAACCAUCAUAUACUACACCGUGAUGUAAAGUGUUCAAAUAUAUUCCUUACCAGAGAUCAAAACAUACGUCUAGGUGAUUUUGGGCUUGCUAAAAUUUUAUCUUCAGAUGAUUUGGCUUGUUCUGUUGUAGGAACUCCUAGUUAUAUGUGCCCAGAACUUCUAGCUGAUAUUCCUUAUGGUUGCAAGUCUGAUAUUUGGUCUCUAGGUUGUUGUAUCUAUGAGAUGACUGCUCUCAAGCCUGCAUUCAAAGCUUUUGAUAUGCAGGCUUUGAUAAACAAAAUCAGCAAGUCCAUAGUGGCUCCUCUACCGAGUUCAUACUCUGGCGCAUUUAGGGGACUUAUUAGAAGCAUGCUCAGAAAAAAUCCUGAAUACAGGCCAAGUGCUGCAGAACUGCUCAAACAUCCACAUCUCCAACCUUAUGUACUUCAAGUCAAUCUAAAGUGUAGUCCUUCAAGGAAUAUGCUUCAUAUUAACCGAGCUCCAUAUAAUCCUGCAAGGAAAAUCCGAUUUCAAGAUGAUGAGGAUGAUUCUGUGUGCAAGGAUAAGGAAAAAAGAAAAUCUUUAGGCAAUGAAAGGAUCUUGAAACUCAACAAGCCUGCGAAGCAGGAUACUAUAAAUUUAACUCAGACUAUUAAAGAUUUCCCAAAUUUUAGGAGCCAGAAGAUAAAGGAUCUUUCAGUUGGCAGCAGCCAAGUCGUGGAGAUGGGUAGUGACAAAACAAUCAGUGAACAAUCAAGUACUUUGAAGAUGGUUCCUAGGACACAAGUGGAACCCUCAAAAUCAUUGCAUACAAAACCCAGACGUGAAUCGCUUGGAUCACAAACUCCUGCUGAUAGAAUCAGCCAAGCUUCUCGAAGAGCAUCUCUUCCUUUGUCUACAUUCGAAACUCGUUCUAAAUCAACUUAUAGCGUUCUCCACCGAGCUGAUUCCCCUGACGUCUCAGUCAACUCCCCUCGAAUAGACAGAAUUGCAGAAUUUCCAUUAGCUUCAUCCGAAGAUCCCUUGCUACCAAUUCCCAAAUUAUCAGCUCAUGGCUCCUCAGCCACUCCACAUUACGGAGAACGUUCUAUCACAAAGGACAAAUGCACUGUCCAAACUUACCGAACUGAAGGUGACAAAGGAAGUGAUUCUUCUGAUCAAAAUCCAACAGUAGCAACAGACGCUUCUAGUAGGGGAUCAUCAGAAUCAAGGCAGCGGAGGUUCGACCCUUCAUCAUAUCAGCAGAGGGCGGAAGCACUAGAGGGAUUGCUUGAAUUCAGUGCUCAGCUGUUGCAACAGGAGAGAUACGAAGAGUUGGGUGUCUUGCUGAAGCCAUUCGGGCCUGGGAAGGUCUCUCCGAGGGAAACGGCAAUAUGGCUAACCAAGAGCUUCAAAGGACCGGCAUUAUAACAUAGAAACCCAACUUAAGGUUCUCGUUUAACUGAAGUUUUGACGCUAGGUCUCAGGAGAUUUUGUUCCAGUUCCUUAAUAUGAAAUAGCUUGAUAGGCUGAUAAGUAGAUGAUGUUUGUUAAACCUCCAUGUACUAACAAUUUGAAUACUACUUGAAGCUGUUUUAGUAGUUCCCUUUCCUGUCUAUA
Molecule: messenger RNA, 2481 nt
Organism: Zingiber officinale
Lineage: Eukaryota; Viridiplantae; Streptophyta; Magnoliopsida; Zingiberales; Zingiberaceae
Product: serine/threonine-protein kinase Nek2-like
Exons: 15
Coding region: 541-2292 (583 amino acids)
Biological process (GO): protein phosphorylation
Molecular function (GO): protein kinase activity; ATP binding
Source: RefSeq, a predicted model, not a curated record